AUGCAAGUGCAAGCAGCCGGAACACAGUUCCAAAUGCAUGCUGGCAAUAUCAAUGCGCUGAAAUCGUUGCCGUUGCAGCAACAAACCCCGCAGCCUCUAACCACACAACAACAACUACCACCACCACAACAACAAUACACACAACCACAAACACCCACACAAACAAAUAGUUUUAUAUCAUCAUCAACAUCAUCGCCACAACUGUCAUCUACAUACACGACAACAGCAGAAACAUCAGCUGCUGUGGUAUCAACAGCAACCAUUACCACAGCAUUGCCAUCACCAACAGCCGUAACGUCGUCGGACUUUCAAACAGUCUCAUCAACGACAAAGAAAAAUGUUUUAUCGCCCUCACCACCCAGGCAGCAAGCAAUCCAACAACAACAACAGCAGCAACAACAACAGUCAUCUUCAAAUAAAACCCAUUAUUAUCGUCAACAAUUCUAUGUACCACCUCCAAUGCAACAGCAGUAUCAACAAUAUGCCGCCUCUAAUCCAAAUUAUGUUGCCACCUCAAAACCCCGUUAUACAAAUCAACAGCGUUUACAACAGCAGCAACAGGUGCGGCAACAACGUAUGCAACAACAGCAACAGCAUUCGGCCACAUUACCGCGCCAACAUAAUGCCUCCACAAGUACAUCGAGUUUGGGCGGUGGUGGUUCGACAUCAGCGUCAACCACUCAUGGCAUUCUAACAUCCGCAUCCUCAACAAUAUCGAUUAUUUCCAUUUCAUCGGAGUCAUCAGUGGCCUCUAAUGGAUCCGAUUCAUCGUCGAAAUCGGGUUCGGAAUCUGAAUCGCGUCCUUCAAAUUCAGCUUCUUCCUCAUCGGUAUCGGCUUCAAAUAUGAAAGCAGAUCGACCGGCAAAUCGUUCUUAUAAGGACAAUAAUGAGAAGAAGAAAACCAAAAAAGCCACCAAAUCGAAUAAAUGGAAGUAA
Messenger RNA from Lucilia sericata (common green bottle fly), 936 nucleotides. Its product is annotated as ras-interacting protein RIP3-like. The transcript has 3 exons. The record is from RefSeq and is a predicted model, not a curated record. NCBI's taxonomy places the organism in Eukaryota, Metazoa, Arthropoda, Insecta, Diptera, Calliphoridae. Bases 1 to 936 code for a protein of 311 amino acids.